AUGAUUGAAACGCUAGACCCUUCGUCGAACGAUCCCGAUUUGAAAACUCUGAAAAGGACGCUUGGGGAGACAGAUCUCGACCAAAACCUCUACCCUCUUAGAAGAGGCAGAGCACGGUGUGAGAAUGGGGAAGCCUUGCCUGAUACAACUUCUGAAAAAGUACCACAUGUUGAGCUACAAGACAAACCAUUUACCUCCGAAUGCUUCGAGUUACAGCCAGCAUUUGAUGCUGUGGACAUGUUCGCACCUCUUUUGUUCCACGAUUAUCCCCCGCCGCCUAUUGAUAACUUCGACCCUCCGUUUUUUGAAGCCUCCUCGUCGCUGGGCCACAGGGCACAUUUGGGUGGCGGAGACCCUGUCGGUUUCUGCGCUGAUAUCACCGAUCCGAUUCUUGGGACUGAAUUUCGCUUUGCGUGGGAUGGUAAAUAG
Molecule: messenger RNA, 429 nt
Organism: Penicillium canescens
Lineage: Eukaryota; Fungi; Ascomycota; Eurotiomycetes; Eurotiales; Aspergillaceae
Exons: 2
Coding region: 1-429 (142 amino acids)
Source: RefSeq, a predicted model, not a curated record